This is a messenger RNA of Piliocolobus tephrosceles (Ugandan red Colobus), 957 nucleotides long. RefSeq names its product putative olfactory receptor 2B8. The record is from RefSeq and is a predicted model, not a curated record. Gene Ontology annotation, cellular component: membrane. NCBI's taxonomy places the organism in Eukaryota, Metazoa, Chordata, Mammalia, Primates, Cercopithecidae. Gene Ontology annotation, molecular function: G protein-coupled receptor activity; olfactory receptor activity. Gene Ontology annotation, biological process: G protein-coupled receptor signaling pathway.
AUGAGAAGAUUCAAUAACACCUUUGAUUACAACAAUGGCUUUAUUCUGGUGGGCUUCUCUGAAUGGCCCAGACUAGAAAUGGCUCUUCUUGUGGCCAUCUCCAUCUUCUACAUAAUGACCCUCGUUGGGAAUUCAGCCAUCAUUAUCUUAUCCUGCCUUGAUCCCAUACUCCAUACACCCAUGUAUUUCUUUCUGGCCAAUCUCUCCUUUUUGGACCUCUGCUAUACAACUUCCACUGUUCCCCAGAUGCUGAUAAAUAUACGGAGCCACCAGAGAGACAUUAGCUUCAUAGGAUGCGUAGCUCAACUCUUCAUCUUCCUUGGUCUAGGAUCCACUGAAUGUGUACUUCUCUCAGUAAUGGCCUUUGAUCGUUAUAUAGCAAUUUGCCAGCCACUCCAUUACAUGGUUAUCAUGCAUUCUCGACUAUGCCAGCAAUUGGCAGCAGUGGCUUGGGUAACAGGUUUCAGCAACUCCUUGGUGCAGACAGCUUUCUUGUUAUCUCGCUGUGGUCAACACCAAGUGGAGAAUUUCUUCUGUGAGGUACCUGCCAUGCUUCAGUUAUCAUGUGUUGAUACAUGGAUCAAUGAAGUGGAGAUGUAUGCAGCUGUGGUGGUCAUAAAGGUCAUCCCAGUUGGAUUAAUUCUGUUUUCUUACAUCAACAUUGUCAAAGCAGUAGUAAGCAUCCAAUCUUUUGAGGGUCGCAAGAAGGCCUUCAAUACGUGUGGGUCUCAUCUGCUGGUGGUUAUUAUGUUCUAUGGCUCUGCCAUUAGUGGUUAUGCAUAUAUGGCACCUAAGAGCAACACAGCCAAAUUGAAGGGCAAGCUUCUUGCACUUUUCUAUGGACUCAUAACUCCAAUGCUCAAUCCCCUCAUCUAUACCUUGAGAAAUAAGGAUGUUAAGGGAGCAGUGAAGAAGCUACUAGGAAGAGAACAAGAGCAAGGUCAGAACGUGGCUUAA